Messenger RNA from Octodon degus (degu), 1643 nucleotides. RefSeq names its product musculin (gene Msc). The transcript has 2 exons. Bases 93 to 719 code for a protein of 208 amino acids. Gene Ontology annotation, molecular function: protein dimerization activity; RNA polymerase II transcription regulatory region sequence-specific DNA binding; DNA-binding transcription factor activity, RNA polymerase II-specific. The record is from RefSeq and is a predicted model, not a curated record. NCBI's taxonomy places the organism in Eukaryota, Metazoa, Chordata, Mammalia, Rodentia, Octodontidae. Gene Ontology annotation, biological process: skeletal muscle tissue development; regulation of transcription by RNA polymerase II.
CCCCGCCUCCGCCGGGAAGGGGAAGGCGGAGACCGUGUGAGGCUGGCCAGGUCGGAGAAAAGCGGACGCGCGUGGGCGCGGGAGACGAAGAGAUGUCCACGGGCUCAGUGAGUGACCCCGAAGAGAUGGAGCUUCGGGGGCUGCAGCGAGGGUACCCGGUCCCCGCCUCCUCCAAGAGGCAGCCUGUCCCGGGCGCAGAGCGCCGCUACGCCUCGCCCAGUGACAACUCGUCGGCGGAGGAGGAGGACCCCGACGGCGAGGAGGAGCGGUGCGCCGUGGGUGCAGCCCGCGAUCUUGGAGGAUGCCAGAAGAAGCGGCCUCGUGUGGCCGGGGGCGGCUGCCUAGGUAGUGGGGACGGCAGCUGCAGUAAAAAGGCUCUCCUACCGAAAGGCUCGGCCGCCGAGUGCAAGCAGUCACAGCGGAACGCGGCCAACGCCCGCGAGCGCGCCCGGAUGCGUGUGCUGAGCAAAGCCUUCUCCCGGUUGAAGACCAGCCUGCCCUGGGUACCUCCUGACACCAAGCUGUCCAAACUGGACACGCUGCGGCUCGCUUCCAGUUACAUCGCGCACCUGCGGCAGCUGCUGCAGGAGGACCGCUACGAAAACGGCUACGUGCACCCAGUGAACCUGACGUGGCCAUUUGUGGUCUCCGGACGGCCUGACUCUGACACCAAAGACGUUUCUGCAGCAGCAAACAGAUUAUGUGGAACCACGGCUUAGAUAGGAUCAAACUCACUUGAUGGGAUUAUUUGUUACACCAAAGUGUUUGAGGACCAAGAAAGCCUGAACACCAGAGGAUGGGUAGCAAGUGCCACUGGAUCCUCCUGGGCCCUCCCACUUCCUUGGACCUGCAAACUGGACGGUGGAGGUGCCCCAUCUGGGCCACAAGGCUGGAAAGAGCAUCCUUUCGUGUGAGAGCAACAGGAGCCCAGCUUCUUUCUGGGCCUUUAGUGCUAUAGCCCAGGCUGCCGUUUGAGCCCAACACCACAGCACCUAGGCCUCCAUAAUGUUAGGGUUAGUUUCCAGCAGGGUCAGAUGUAUCAUGUAUGUCAUGUUGUGGCAGAUUUCUGCACAGCCCAGGCUUCCAGGCUUUAUAAAAUAGAGGUCACUAUGGAUCCUCUUAAAAAACAGCAUCGUGAUGUAAGGUCCACUUUGGGGAUGUUUUAAGUUACCAAGAAAAGAAAGUGGCACAUAUGGGUCAGUUUUCUAUCCUGCCAGGCAGCAACAGCUGUGCUGCUAACUGUGCACAGGGCAGAGGAGGCACAAGGCAGAGAGCAGCCAGGCUAGGUUUGCCCUGCCCCUGAGCCCUUGCGCUCUCCCCCUGGAGGCUCCUUUCUAAGCUCCCUCCUCUGUUCUGUCAUCACUGUCCAUCCAAGAUUCCUCUUCGAGGCUCCAGCCUCACACCCACUAUCCCUGGAGCUGCCUGCUCAGGCUGCUAACUGCAGUUCCCUCUCCCCGCAUUCCAAAUGCCUGCCAAGCUCUGAUGGCCCCUGCCCCAGCACAGCCUUUGCGCACGCUUUCUUUCCUGUGCCCAGGCAAGCUGCUGGAGCUAAGGGUGACCUCACCGAAGGUGCCUAGGGCCAGCACGCUGCUGAGUCUGCACUUCCACAGCAAUUAACAUAUGUAAAUAAAUUUAUUUUUUUA